Messenger RNA from Drosophila navojoa, 870 nucleotides. RefSeq names its product stress response protein NST1-like. Lineage: Eukaryota; Metazoa; Arthropoda; Insecta; Diptera; Drosophilidae. The record is from RefSeq and is a predicted model, not a curated record.
CUUGAAAAAGAAUCAGCCGAACAACAGAAACUGGAUGCAAAACAGAAGAAACAGGCUGAAAAGGAUGCUGAAAAGAAAGCCCAACAAGGAGAAAUAUCUGAAGUAGUUGCUGAGAAACUAACUGAAGAAAAGAUCCCCGAAAGUAAGAAACCUGAAGUUAAGGAAGCGGAAACUGAGGUUCAAAAGGCAAAGAAACUUGAAAAAGAAUCAGUCGAACAACAGAAACUGGAUGCAAAACAGAAGAAGCAGGCUGAAAAGGAUGCUAAGAAGAAAGCGCAACAGGGAGAAAUAUCUGAAGUUGUAGCUGAGAAACUAACUGAAGAAAAUAUCCCCGAAAGUAAGAAACCUGAAGUUAAGGAAGCGGAAACUGAGGUUCAAAAGGCAAAGAAACUUGAAAAAGAAUCAGUCGAACAGAAGAAACUGGAUGCAAAACAGAAGAAGCAGGCUGAAAAGGAUGCUGAGAAGGAUGCUGAGAAGAAAGCCAAACAAGGAGAAAUAUCUGAAGUAGUUGCUGAGAAAGUUUCUGAAGAAAAAGUCCCCGAGAUUAAGAAACCUGAAGUUAAGGAAUCAGAAACAGAGUCUCAGAAGGCAAAGGUACUUGAAAAAGAUUUAGUCGAAGGGCAGAAACUAGAUAUGAAACAGAAGAAGACCGAAGAAAAAAACAAGAAAGAAGACGCUGAAGCAUCUGAAGUGGUUUCUGAGAAAAUGUCUGCAGAAAAUAAGCCUGAGAGAAAACGAGAAGUGAAAGAGUCAAUUGCUGAGUCUGAAAAGAGAAUGGUUGAAGAAAGAGAAAAAACGAAACAGAAGAACCAAUCUCAAAAGAAGCUACAAAAGAAAAGAACAUUGCUGAAAGAAUAUCACAGAGCUUAA